UCCUCUUUUUCUCUCUUUCCACGUUUUCUAGUGUUUAUUUGUGUAUGCCUUUAAUAAUGCCGAAUCUUCAUGUCUAGUAAUUUUGAUCCUGGAUUCUGUAGUAUGGGAGUGCCUUUUUAAAAAAAACAUUUCUUUAAUUUAUGAAUUUCAGUCCAGAAUCAGAUUAAUUUUGUACAAUUUCGUGAAACUCGACUCCAUUUGUGGUGCUCGUUGCUUUUAAGAAAAUUUGAAAAAAUUGGAACAGAUGUGGUGUAAAAGAGGGUAGUCUGUGAAUGUCGUGUUUUACCAGUUACAAUUGGAUGUAGAUGCAGCACUUGAUGGUGGUAAUGGGUUGAUGGAAGCAUCGGUACAAGGGGACGUAACGUCACGUGAAGCUGAGAGAAAUGCAGAACCUUAUGUUGGUAUGGUGUUUGAAACAGAAGCUGCUGCUAGAGCAUACUACAAUGAAUAUGCUGGCCGAGCAGGAUUUUUGACCCGCAUUAUAUCGUCCAGUAAAUCAGAGGGGGAUGGCUCAUUUGUAUCAUGUGGGUUUGGUUGUAGAAGCAUUCCUACUAGCCAAAAGACAGGUAAUGUGUCAAAUGAAGGUGGACAAAAACGAAGGGGUGGUUGUACUGCAACACUCUUAGUAAAACAAGAUAAUGGAGGGAGGUGGGUUGUCAAGAAAUUCGUGCGAGACCACGACCAUCCUUUGGUAGUUUCACUUCCCAGGAGAUGCCCUACUUUUGAUGAGAAAGACAAAAGGAUUCAGGAGUUAACUGCUGAAAUAAGGGUAAAGAAACGUCUGAGUGCAGCAUAUAGGGAGCAGCUACUUAUUCUCAUGAAAGAUGUUGAAAGUCAUACUGAUCAUAUAACAUCAAAAGUUCAAAUGACCCGCAAUAAUCUGAAAGAACUCGAAGAGAGAAGGCAGCAGCUUUCAAACCACAAAAAACCAAGUUUGUAGG
Messenger RNA from Salvia splendens (bonfire salvia), 941 nucleotides. RefSeq names its product protein FAR1-RELATED SEQUENCE 5. The record is from RefSeq and is a predicted model, not a curated record. The transcript has 3 exons. NCBI's taxonomy places the organism in Eukaryota, Viridiplantae, Streptophyta, Magnoliopsida, Lamiales, Lamiaceae. Bases 335 to 940 code for a protein of 201 amino acids.